Messenger RNA from Huiozyma naganishii CBS 8797, 1449 nucleotides. It is a transcript of the gene NGL2, whose product is annotated as RNA exonuclease. Lineage: Eukaryota; Fungi; Ascomycota; Saccharomycetes; Saccharomycetales; Saccharomycetaceae. The transcript has a single exon. The record is from RefSeq and is a predicted model, not a curated record. Bases 1 to 1449 code for a protein of 482 amino acids. Gene Ontology annotation, molecular function: poly(A)-specific ribonuclease activity.
AUGACACAGGAGUGCAGUGCGAGUAGCAGUAAUGCAGGGGUCCGUCCGCCUCGUGGGAAGCCCUCAGAGGAGGAGAUCGCUCGGAUCCGCGCAGAGAGGAAGGCGAAACGAGAGGCCGCCGCUCUACAAGGUGCCAAGAGCGAUAUACCCGCAGAGCUGCGGUUUAUAGAGCGGCCGAUGCUCUCAGUGCAUCCGGAUGGUGCAAUUGGCGCCGAGGGGAAUCGAUUGCCCGUCACGCUCAUGACGUACAACUGUCUCGCGCAGGCGCUUAUUCGGCGGAAACUGUUCCCGGACAGCGGACCAGCGCUCAAGUGGUACAGGCGGUCGCAGGUGCUUCUGAACAAGUUCAAGCACUACGAGCCAGACGUGCUGUGUCUGCAGGAGGUCGAUGCAGUGCAGUGGCACAGUUUCUGGCGUGGGGAGUUCGAGAAGCUUGGAUACGCGGCACAGUUCCAUAAGAAACAGACUAAGAACCACGGUGUUGCCGUAGUGUGGCGCUCGAAGCUCUUCACCAUGGCCGACAAGAUGCUCAUCGACUUCGACAAGGAGCAGAGCGGAGAUGUGCCCCCAAGGACCACCACGAACAACGCGGGGCUCGUCAUCGCACUCAAGUUCACCGAGCAGGCUCUCACUGGGCACAGGGACACACCCCGCUCUGGGAUCCUCGUUGGGACCACACACUUGUUCUGGCACCCGUUCGGGACCUUCGAGCGUACUCGCCAGUGCUACGUCGUGUUGAACAAGAUGAAGGAGUUCAUGCACCGCGUCAACGUGCUCCAGAACGAGAACGACGGUAACAAUCAGCACUGGUUCCCCUUCUUCUGCGGUGACUUCAACUCUCAACCGUACGACGCCCCUUACUUGUCCAUGACCUCCAAACCGGUCAGCUACAGUGGUAGAGCCCGGACCGUCAUCGAGUGCAGCACCUCGUACACGUUCUCCAAGCAGAGGGACGGCGAGGACGCCGCCGCAGACGAGGAGGAGGAGGGCGGCAACAUCGAGAUUUUCGGUAAGGAUCAGCCGCACCACCCGGUCCCCGCGACCUUCGAGCCCAAUGCAGAGCAAUGCGCUCUGGUCCACCAGAUGGAGACCCUGCACAACUCGCUCGACAUGAGAGCCGUCUCGCUUUACUCCGUCGGGUAUCGGAACGUGCACCCGGAGAACGCAGGCGCAGACAACGCAAGAGGCGAGCCCGAGAUCUCCAAUUGGGCACACACAUGGAACGGGCUGCUAGACUACCUCUUCUACGUCGGGCACUGGGACUUCAAGGACCGCACUGGCGUUGAUACACUCGAGGAAUUCGAACAGGACUCGGGUGUCACAGUCAAGCGGCUGCUGCGCAUGCCCUCAAAGCAAGAGAUGCAACAGUUCGGACACGGACAGCCACACACGGGAGAGUACCCAAGUGACCACCUCGCCAUGGUCUGCGACCUCGAACUCGCCUUGUAA